This is a messenger RNA of Bombus impatiens (common eastern bumble bee), 1296 nucleotides long. Its product is annotated as mitochondrial thiamine pyrophosphate carrier. Gene Ontology annotation, cellular component: mitochondrial inner membrane. Gene Ontology annotation, molecular function: thiamine transmembrane transporter activity. The transcript is spliced from 5 exons. Gene Ontology annotation, biological process: thiamine pyrophosphate transmembrane transport. The record is from RefSeq and is a predicted model, not a curated record. NCBI's taxonomy places the organism in Eukaryota, Metazoa, Arthropoda, Insecta, Hymenoptera, Apidae. The coding region runs from base 172 to 1113 and encodes 313 amino acids.
GUAUUCAUCUAGUCAUUUAUGUAUUAUCCAUAUACUCAAGGUUAUAUUUAUUUUAUGGGCAUGAUAAUUAUUGUGAACAGAUGUGGAUCCUGAUUUUUCUAAUGAGAAUAAUUUAGGUUAUGUAUAUUAUUAUGCUAUUUACAGUCUAUUAAGUACCAAGUUUAGAAAAUAAUGGACACUUCAUCAAAAGAUAAUAGUAAUAAUUUGGAACAUGCUAUAGCAGGAGGUGUUAGUGGUUUUGUAACACGAUUUGCUUGUCAACCUUUCGAUGUUGUGAAAAUUAGAUUUCAGUUACAAGUUGAACCUAUUGCUAACCAUCAUGUUAGUAAAUAUCACUCUUUACUACAAGCAUUUUACUUAAUAUUUAAGGAAGAAGGUAUUUCAGCUUUUUGGAAAGGACAUGUACCUGCUCAAUUACUAUCAGUUAUAUAUGGGACUAGCCAGUUUUAUUCAUAUAAUGUGCUUAUGCAUGAGUUUCAUAAUUUUUCAUUACUAAAUGAAUGGAAAUAUUCAACAAAGUUUGUAGCUGGUGCAGGUGCUGGUUUUAUAGCUACAACUGUAUCAUUUCCUUUCGAUACAUUAAGAACCAGAUUAGUAGCACAAUCAAAUAAUCAUGUAAUCUAUAAAGGAAUUUUUCAUUCUUGCAGUUGUAUAAUACGACAUGAAUCUCCAAAGGCUUUUUUUUAUGGAUUAUUACCGACUGUAUUGCAAAUUGUGCCACAUACAGGUUUGCAAUUUGCAUUUUAUGCAUUGUUCAGUGAUAUGUAUAAGAAAUAUUACAAUGAAACUGAUACUAGUUUUUUCAAUUCUCUAAUAUCUGGUAGUACAGCUGGUCUAUUAGCUAAAACUGCAGUAUAUCCGUUUGAUCUUAGUAGGAAAAGGUUACAAAUACAAGGAUUCAAAAAUGGUAGAAAAGGUUUUGGUACUUUUUUUGAAUGUAAAGGACUUAUAGAUUGCUUAAAAUUAACUAUAAGAAAGGAAGGAGUAAAAGGACUAUUUAAAGGUUUAGUACCAUCUCAAUUGAAAGCUAGUAUGACAACGGCAUUGCAUUUUACGAUAUAUGAGCAAAGCUUAAUAUUGUUAAAAGCCUUGAGGUAUAUUUCAGAAAAGUGAAGUUAUUAUAAUGCUAGUUUUAAUAUUAAAAGGUAUAUAAUAUUCUCUCCAUACUGUCAUAUGUACAAAAUAAUUUAUACAUAUAUGUUAAGUGUAUAAUAUGUAUGUAUAAACAUAUAAUCAUACUUAUAUAAAGAAUCAAGUUAUAAUGGUAAAUAACAAUCUAAGCUUAAAGCUGAUUUA